Messenger RNA from Capsella rubella, 1271 nucleotides. RefSeq names its product ELMO domain-containing protein B. NCBI's taxonomy places the organism in Eukaryota, Viridiplantae, Streptophyta, Magnoliopsida, Brassicales, Brassicaceae. Bases 168 to 1139 code for a protein of 323 amino acids. The record is from RefSeq and is a predicted model, not a curated record. The transcript has 10 exons.
UAAUGGGAAAUAAAUAGAAAUUUGGCGGCGACUAGAGUUUCCUUUGGGUUUCCAGAUAUCGUGAGCUUAUUCCUAGCUUUCUCUCGAAGGAAGAAGCUCUCUCAUCUUUUCUCUCACUCAGAUCACGUUCCCCUGGGCUUAUUCGCUGGUAUCUGUUGCUUUACAAGAUGGCAUCUGCCACUCUGAGAAGGCGUCUUCAUCACGGGGAUGUAGAUGGGAGGAAGUAUGAACGUUAUGAUGCUACUGAUUCUGAAACAUUAAGCGAACCUUUGUUAGGAAGUAGUAGUACUGAUAAUAGUAGAGAUGAGUACAAUGAGGAGCGUACUCUGGAGGAUAUUUGGGAAGAAGAACGGAAGAGACAGCAAGUUCACUGGACAUUAAUCUUUUCUCAGCUGAUUGCACAAUGGGCUCAGUGGAUAGCCAAAAUUGUCUUUGGAUCUGGCUCAAUUUUUGGGAGGUUUCUUUCUCUGCCUUCAUUUGGUCAAAUUGGUACUGGUGGUAGGCUCUUGCCACCACCUCUUAGUAUGUUACAGGAAGAAAGGCUGAGAAACAUUAAGCGAAGAAUAGAGAUCCCAUUUGAUGGAUCUCGAAUGGAGCAUCAAGAUGCUCUUAAACAACUUUGGAGGCUAGCUUAUCCACAGAGGGAACUACCACCUCUUAAAUCAGAACUCUGGAAAGAAAUGGGUUGGCAAGGAACAGACCCUUCAACAGAUUUCCGAGGUGGGGGAUAUAUAUCACUGGAGAAUCUAAUCUUCUUUGCAAAGACCUAUCCGGAAUCUUUCCAGAGAUUGUUACAUAAAAGAGAUGGAACAAGAGCAGACUGGGAAUAUCCUUUUGCGGUGGCUGGCAUCAAUAUCUCAUUCAUGUUGGCACAAAUGUUAGAUCUUCAAUCAGGUAAACCAUCAACAGUAGCAGGGAUAAGGUUCUUGGGAUUGCUGGAAGAAGAUGAAAUGGCAUUCGACAAUCUUUACUGUAUAGCUUUCCAAAUGAUGGACGCUCAAUGGCUUGCCAAACGAGCUUCUUACAUGGAAUUUAAUGACGUCCUGAAAUCGACGAGGGCACAAUUGGAACGUGAGCUGGCACUUGAUGAUGUUUCAAGCAUCAGAGACUUGCCUGCUUUCAAUCUUUUGUACAAAUAAUAUUAUUAAUUUCUCAAUUUUAACUGCCAAUUUUUUCCUAUAAUUUCUAUCUGUAUGACUGUAUUUAAAUAAAUAAUUUGAGGAAAAUUCGGUGUAAUAAAUAAUUCAUCAUUAUUUUAUUUUUUUGCUGAA